This is a messenger RNA of Spirodela intermedia, 111 nucleotides long. NCBI's taxonomy places the organism in Eukaryota, Viridiplantae, Streptophyta, Magnoliopsida, Alismatales, Araceae. The record is from the annotation of a GenBank genome assembly.
AUGAUAGGUACUCCCCUCCACAUUUGUGACAAGAGGAAUAAGUCUCAUCCACUGUCCCCCAACAUUUUUGUGAUGAUAUUAUCCUCCACAUCAGCAAUACCCUAUAAAUAA